Messenger RNA from Sparassis crispa, 1800 nucleotides. Its product is annotated as DnaJ-domain-containing protein. Gene Ontology annotation, biological process: cristae formation. NCBI's taxonomy places the organism in Eukaryota, Fungi, Basidiomycota, Agaricomycetes, Polyporales, Sparassidaceae. Bases 1 to 1800 code for a protein of 599 amino acids. The transcript has 13 exons. The record is from RefSeq and is a predicted model, not a curated record.
AUGCCCGACACGUCUCCUGACCUCCUAAAUAUUCCCGGGUCGCCCAACGACCGAGAAUUUCUCUACGCUGUACUCAACCUUCCCACUACUGCCUCCGAUAAUGAAAUAAGGGAACGCUACAAACAACUUUCUGUUGUUUUUCAUCCGGACAAGCAACAUGACGGGCAAGCGAAGGAUACAGCUACCAAACGCUUCCUGGAGGUGCAGAAGGCAUACGAAGUGUUGUCGGACCCUAUAACGCGGCGAGCAUACGAUCUUCUAGGUCCUGAUGGACUCAAAGACGUUCAAUUGGCCGACUUGAGCGGCCUUUCCAAAGAAGAGCUCGAUGCUGCCUUAAUACACAACAACAUAGAAGUGGAGCGGGCGCGUUUAGAGCCCAUCGUUCGUCCGAGAGCCCACAUUUCUCUCAACGUCGACGCUAGCUCUCUUUUUGAAGACGACGAUUACUUCAAUGCUAAGGACGAACCGCUGCAUGGACGUUUGACGCGCAGGUUGAAGGAGGUUCAAAGAAGCAACCUCACCUUCCGCCACACAGUCCAGAAAGAAAUCAAUGAUAAGACUGUACUAGUAUUAUCCAGUAGUGGGGGUGGAACGUCGCGCGGAAAAAUAAUGGGGACUAUCAGACACCAGUACUCUCCUCGUUGGAAUUUCGAGGCCACAACGUCUCUUCUUAACAUGGCUUCUCUUGGUCUCAAGACUACUUACCGCGACGACGAUAGUACUGUCAUGGUGCAGACACAUCUUCCCGCCCUGUUUCGACGUUUCUUCUCUAGUUUACCUGAAGAUCGAAGAUUACCUCCAUUCACUGUCGCCCUCUCACGCCGCCUCUUCCCCGAAUCCCCCACACAGGGCACCAUUGUAGUUACCACCAGGUCCCCCAUGCCCGUGGUGUCUGUCAACUUGUCUUCUGCGCACUUCUUUGACCAUACUCCUGAAGCGUCUAUCCCAAUGCCGAACUUGGGGUCAGAACAUGGUGUACGUCCGCCUUCCGUGCAUGGUUUGGCUCUUGGGACGACUUUCUGGAACGUCGGUGUGACGAUGGCAGGUCUCAUGACCGGCGUCAGUGCCCAGUGGGGACUAAACUUUGUGGAGUUGGGGUUGCAGGCGAAAGUGAUUGCGCAAUUUGCUUUGAACGGUUGGUCCUGGUUGGUUGGGUGCGAGUGGAGGAAGAACGAUAGUGCCGCUGGCGCAAGUGUGGGUAUGGGACUGGAAGGCAUAGUGUUGAAGCUGGAUGUGUUCUACCUAGGUCAACAGCUAACAGUGCCAAUCACACUCUCCCAUGACCGUGAACUUGGUUUGGCGCUAUGGACUACUGUAGUGCCUUCUACAGCUCUUGUCGCCGCGUAUUACUUUAUCCUGCGGCCUCGCCGUCGCAGACAACGGAUGGAGUUUUUCCGACGGGCUCGGCGGGACUUGCGAGACGAAAAAUCUGAUGUGUUGCGUGAGAUAAAGGAGACGAGUCAUCUAUUGCAGGACACGGCAAAGAAGCACAUGCAAGCAGAAGCUUCCUGUGGCGGUUUGAUCAUUGUCGAAGCACUCUAUGGCCCUUCGGAGCGGGACGAGAGUACGAAGGGAUUAGACGUCGAUGUCACAGUCCCUGUCCAGGCCUUGGUGAACAAGAGUCAGUUAUACAUCCCCGGGAGGAGAAGUAAGGCUGGACUGCAAGGCUUCUACGACCCUGCCGCCAUGGUCGCCAAAACGCUCCGAAUACGUUAUACGUUCCGUGGCCGCCUGCACUACGCAGAAUUUACAGACCAUAUGCCCGUGGUGCUCCCUCUGGAAGAGCAUCUUGUGGACUGA